Molecule: messenger RNA, 2421 nt
Organism: Helianthus annuus (common sunflower)
Lineage: Eukaryota; Viridiplantae; Streptophyta; Magnoliopsida; Asterales; Asteraceae
Product: MLO-like protein 14
Exons: 15
Coding region: 518-2185 (555 amino acids)
Biological process (GO): defense response
Cellular component (GO): membrane
Source: RefSeq, a predicted model, not a curated record
UCAUGAGAGAGAAACACACACAAGACAGAGCUUUGGUUACUCUGUUUCAUCAAGAUUCCAGUUGGUAUAUAAUUGACCCCCAAAUUUUAUAUAAAAUUAUUCAUCCACAACUGCACUUUGCACAUUCUUUAUUCAUAUACCCAAAUUUCAUAUAUUUUUUCUUAUUAUUUCUUUAUUACUCAGUGAAAACAGAGUUGGGUAUUUUAAAAACCAGUAAGAUUCGUCUUAAAGUUUAUAUUUUUCUUCAAUCUUGAUGCAAAUACAAAGUGGGUAAACAUAAAUUUUGAACUGGAAAGUGUAAAUCUUGAUUAUUUUUACUGAACUUCAACAAAAGUGGGGGUCUAGCAUUUGGAUUAUUUGGUCAUUAUUGUGUGCACACAGGCUGUUCGACGAAAUGCCUGUGAGAGAUCACUAAAAAAAAUUGAAUCUUGCAGUGGGAGACUUUGUGUGUGUAUUUGUGUGGUAUGUUAGUGUGUGUUAGAGGUGUGAAAAUUGGGUGAUAUCUGGUGAAGGUAAUAUGUCAUCUGAGGUUGACCAGGAAGAGUCAAGAUCUUUGGCUUUGACUCCAACAUGGUCUGUGGCUACAGUGUUGACCGUCUUUGUUGUUGUUUCUUUGCUUGUUGAGAGAUCAAUUCACCGGUUAAGCAAUUGGUUGAAGAAAACAAACCGCAAGCCGUUGCUUGCUGCCGUGGAUAAAAUGAAAGAAGAGUUGAUGCUUCUUGGCUUCAUUUCUCUCCUUCUUACAGCCACUUCCAGUAUUAUAUCAAAUAUUUGUAUCCCCUCAAAAUACUAUAAUGGCGCAUUUGCUCCGUGCACCAGAUCCGAGGUUGAUGAAGAAUUGGAGAAUAAUGAGCGGAAACUUUUUAUGACUUUUGUAUAUCCUCAGAGGAGAGUUUUGAACGUGUUGAAUCAGAACAAGUGUCGGAAGGAUUACGAGCCCUUUGUAUCAUAUGAAGGCCUUGAGCAAUUACACCGGUUUAUUUUCGUCAUGGCGAUAACUCACGUGUCUUACAGUUGCUUAACGAUGCUUCUUGCUGUUGUGAAGAUCCACAGUUGGAGGAGAUGGGAGGAUGAGGCUCAAGUGGAUCGCCAUGAUGUGCUAACCGAAAUUUCAAGAAAUGACAUUUUUAAGAGGCAAUCAACUAUGGCCAAAUUCCACUCGUCAAAUCCGUUGGUUAGGAAUGGUUGCGUUACUUGGAUGAUAUGUUUCUUUCGGCAAUUUGGGCGUUCGGUUGUUCGUGCAGAUUACCUUACACUCCGUAAAGCCUUCAUCAUGAACCAUCACCUCACAUCAAAAUAUGAUUUUCACAGUUAUAUGAUUCGGUCUAUGGAAGAAGAGUUUCAAAGAAUAGUUGGAGUUAGUGGCCCACUUUGGGGAUUUGUGGUUGCCUUUAUGCUAUUCAAUGUAAAAGGAUCGAAUCUUUAUUUCUGGAUUGCCAUUAUUCCAAUUACACUUGUUUUACUCGUGGGGACAAAAUUGCAACAUGUUAUUGCUACUUUGGCACUCGAGAGUGCUGAAAUUACUCGAUAUUAUACGGAAACGAGACUAAAGCCUCGAGAUGAACUCUUUUGGUUUAAGAAGCCAGAAUUACUGCUCUCCUUAAUCCAUUUCAUUCUUUUCCAGAACGCAUUUGAGCUAGCUUCGUUCUUUUGGUUCUGGUGGCAAUUCGGCUAUAAUUCUUGCUUUAUCAAGAACCACACGCUCGUGUAUAUACGGCUGGUUUUGGGGUUCAUGGGCCAGUUCUUAUGCAGCUAUAGCACCCUACCGCUUUAUGCACUUGUUACCCAGAUGGGUACGAAUUACAAGGCUGCGUUAAUUCCGCAGCGAAUACGAGAUACAAUCCAUGGAUGGGGAAAGGAAGCCCGAAGAAGGAGAAGGCGGUUAGGAAUAUACGAUGACUCGACGACCAUUCACACAGACACAAGCACAGUGAUAUCCGUAGAGGAAUUUGACCACCACGAGCUAGAUGGGUUGGCACCCGCUGAGGGUCUUGAAAUCGAGAUGCAGCCACAUAGUGUUCUAAUGACGGGUGGUUCAGGUUCCCCGCGUGUGGCUAAUGAAAAUUCUAGUCGUGCCGGUGCACCUCUGCUUAGACCUUGUGCAUCUGUGUCUUCUUCGGCUUCACCAAGUUUUGUGCCGGAAAUUGUUACGAGAUCGUCGUCAUUGCCAGUUCAGCGAGAAUGAGGUGAAGAUGGACAGUUUUUACGGUUACUUUUAUUAACUGUUUUAUAUAUUAUAAUAUAUACGGUUAAUAACUUUUACUUGUUAAUAUGUUGAGAGGUAGUACAUAAAAGUUGUGACAGCUUAAAUGUAGAAUUAUAGUUACAGUUUUAUUUUUUACCAUGAGAAGUUAAACCACAUAAGAUUGAAACUUUCCCUGGUCAAAUGAGGAAAGAUACAAUCUUGUGUGCUGUUUUGCA